Molecule: messenger RNA, 441 nt
Organism: Haemonchus placei
Lineage: Eukaryota; Metazoa; Nematoda; Chromadorea; Rhabditida; Trichostrongylidae
Source: the annotation of a GenBank genome assembly
AACAAGGGUGCUGAAUAUGAAUGUAAUGGAUUACUGAAAAAUUUCGCGUUGAAUUUCGUGGAUAGUUCUUAUUCUUAUCGAUGGCACGGUGGUAUUGCUACGAUCACAGAAAAACCUGGAGCAGAGGUAUAUGGUUGUGUUUGGCGAAUUCCCGAUGAUUUUUCUGAAGAGUUGGACUCACAGGAAAUCGGAUACCAUCGGUUAACCGUACCGAUAGAGUGUGCUAAUAAAACGAUACAAUGUCGAACAUAUCAAUAUUCCAAUAAAACUGCCCCUCCAGCACCACCAUCACCUCACUACAAAACUGUGAUCAUAGCAGGAGCUAUUGAACAUUCACUGCCAGAAUCUUACAUAAAAGGCCUAAAAGAGAUACCAGAUAACGGUUACAAAGGACGGGUGGCAGUCGAUCUUGAUGUAAUAAAGCAUUUGAAUAAUGAUUAA